CACUCACAGCACGCUGCUGCUGCUGCUGAUGAUGAUGAUGAUGGGAGGGAAGUUUGAUCCUGCUGGCAGUGCCUCCCUCCACUCUCCUCUUCGUGCUGCCUCAAUGUGAGAUUUCUGGACUGAAUUCAGCAGUGACUAGUACUGGGUCUGGGCUGUGAGGGGCUCAGAGGCUGGACUCUGAACGCAGAGAGCGCCACAUGGAGGCGGUGCUGAAAAACUUGGCGAGCACAGCGGAGCUGCUGGCCGUGGCGGCGCACAGCGAUGCGGUGGAGCAGUGGGAUAAACAAACUCUGACCAGAGCUUUUCAGUGGGCUCGGUACUGCGAGCACGUCUUCAACAGGUUUCACAAUAAUCCCGCUACGAGGAGGAUUAUGGAGAAGCAGUUGCAGCUCACAAAUCAAAGCCUGCGAGCUGCCUUCCCUGGAUAUACAGAGAUCUCCUUCUCGGACCUCUCACGAUGUCAGCACCUGUUGCUAGUUGGUCUGUUGAACAAUCCGGAUCUCCCCUGCUCCAUCUUGAAAAUACUCUUUGACAGUCCUGUAACCACGAAGCAGAGUGAGUAUCAGGAUGUCACAGGCCUCUGUAGCCACAUCAUCCAGUGUAAAUCUGCUUGUAAAGUCCUGAGUCCUCUCACUGGCGUGUCAGCUGUUGGUGCUGAUGCUGAGGUUCAGGGGGUGAUGCUGAUGGAGAGGCUGGGUGCUCUGCUGAGCCAAAGCGGAAAAGCCAGCCAAACAGAGCACUUUUUAGACUCCGUCCUCCAGGGAUGUGAAGGAGAAACAGAACAUUUCUGUCAGGUCAUCGCUGCGGCUCUGCUGACAACGAAAACCUCUGCUGCACAGACUGCCUCGCAGGAUUUUCUCUUGGACUGGCUGCAGAACAAACACAGUGAGCUGCAGCACCUGUGUUCAGCACUGCACACUACACUUCUGACAGAUCUCGCCAAAAAACACCUGAAAUUUAGAGAUGCAUACUGCGGUGUGCUAAAAAAGUGGACCUCUGAUAUGGAGUACAGCAUAAGUGAUGGUGAAUGGGUUCAAACCGGCACAAAUCAAACUGUGUCCUUCAAGAGACUGACUGAACACUUUCUUGCCUUGUUUGAGGCCUGUCCCGCUCAGAGGGAGGAUGUAGAAAAAGAGCUAAAUGCUUUGAAAAUUUCUGAUGGAGACUUUGAUGUCAGAGGUCUGAGUGUGUGGGGAGACCUCCUGUCAGCAUUAAACAAGUGACUGUCAGUCUUUGAGUGUCUGCAGAGCCUCAAGAGACGGACAAAUGAGUCUUUUCAUAUUUUGAUGCAAUGUUUGACCAAGGCUGGAUAUUAAACAUCAUUACACUUUUGAUGCCAAACAAAAUGUGUUGGUUGUAUUUCAAGCUAUGAAUUAGGCAAGAGACAAUAUAAAGAUGUCAAGACACAAUUAACAAAAUAUACUUAAAACUUAAAGACAAUAUCUAAAAUUGCACUAAAACAUG
Acanthopagrus latus (yellowfin seabream) is the source of this 1464-nucleotide messenger RNA. It is a transcript of the gene fancf, whose product is annotated as FA complementation group F. The transcript is spliced from 2 exons. The coding region runs from base 198 to 1223 and encodes 341 amino acids. The record is from RefSeq and is a predicted model, not a curated record. Lineage: Eukaryota; Metazoa; Chordata; Actinopteri; Spariformes; Sparidae. Gene Ontology annotation, biological process: interstrand cross-link repair. Gene Ontology annotation, cellular component: Fanconi anaemia nuclear complex.